Rotaria sp. Silwood1 is the source of this 3311-nucleotide messenger RNA. Lineage: Eukaryota; Metazoa; Rotifera; Eurotatoria; Philodinida; Philodinidae. The record is from the annotation of a GenBank genome assembly.
AUGUUUCUCAAUCUUUAUCCUAUUGAAACAACAUCACAUGAUGCUCGAAUGGCAGUUUCAUGUGAUUCUUCUUUAUUCAAUGCAAAAUUUAUAACAUCACUUCAACUUCUUUCCAUCCAUAAACAUGAACAAGAACAACCAAUCUUUGAUAUUCUUGAUCAACAACAUAUUACUCUUACUGUUCAUUUUAUUGGAACUGCUCAUCCUUGUACAAGUGUAAGUAUGCAACAAAAUAUGGAUCGUGGACAAAGUAUAUCAUCAACUGAUUUUAAUUGUUCAUUUGAUAAUGAGAAUUUUAUUUUAUCUGUUUCUACUUUAUUACCACAACAUCGUAUUAGUGUAGAAUUUAACUUGAAAGGACCUUAUUUUGUUGGUGGAUUUCGUCUUUGUCUCUCAGGUCCAUCUAAGAGACGAGAUGAAAACAAAUAUAUUGUUCAAGAACUUGACUUUUGUCAAAUGUUUUCUCCAGUCAAUGAAACUCUAACUGUAAAUGCACUAGUAAAUAUUAAAAUGACAAAAACAAUUAAUCGAACUAUGGGUAUGUCAAUGAAUGAUGAUUUAAUGUUUGGUGGUUUAUGGUUACCUAAAUUGUCAGUGACAACACUUUCGGAUGCACUUGUUUACAUAGAAAAUGGUGAAUAUCUUCGAUAUUUGCCUGAAAGAACACGUCUUAUUAUUGAUAUGAGUGAAUCAGACUUUUUUGUACAAAAUACUCAAGAACCAAUUGUUCGAAGAAACGAAAUCAUAUUUCAUACUGUUUUAUUUUCGAUGUUAUGCUUGGGUCUAUUUGGUUUGUUAUUCCUUGUUGUCAAACUAUUGAUUGUUCCCCUUGUUAAAUUCAUUCAAGAACGUUACUUUGCUGGUGGAAUGGGAAGUUCUGACAAUGGUGAAGACUAUGAUAUUAUUGAUAAAGUUGUUGAAGAAGAGGUCGAAAAAGCCAUACGAAAUCUGAAGCAAAGAUAUGAUUCUUACAUCACGGAGGAGAUAACAUAUUUCUGAGCAAGGUUUUCGAAGUUUUCAUGUAACGAAUAUGAUGGGCGCCAUUUUUACUUUGUUUUGGAAAGGUGUGGGUGCGGAGUGUGAAUACGAUGAUAUACUUCACUAACAUCCACACCCUGACACAAACGAAAAAUAGUUGGUUGAAUAAAGUUCCCAUGUAUGCGAAUCAAAUAAGUAGUCUAUUGAACUGAUGAAAGAGUUGCAAUAUAAAGGAGAUAAAAGUUUUACAAAUACAUUAUUCUUUUGUGUAAAAAUCGUCUUUAUGACUUCUUAGUUUCUAUAUUGACUUGGCUCAUUUUUUAUUUCUACGACUUCUUCGAUAAAGUUAGAAGAAGAAAAAGAAACAACACUAUUUUAUUAUUGAUCUAAUAGAAAAUAUAUAGUCACUUGAGUAAUCUAAUCUCGCAAUCAUCUAUCAAAAAAAAUGUUCGUAACAAUUAAGUAUAUAGCAGACGACAGCAGAGAUGACAAACAACAAGAUCAGAAAACUUUUUUUUCUUUUACAGUUGUUUAUUGGCAAAGAAGCAUAAGCGCACUUAUGUUUAUGAUCUUUCUUUUAUCUGCUGUCGUCCAAUUGACUUAAGGGCCCCCUUCAGAAAAGUCAAUUUUGGUCAAAUUUAUCGAUUUUAUGAUUUAUAACUCAUUCGAUAGAGCUAAGUGUAUACUCUCGAAUGCACUAUAGUUGAUUGAUUUUAUCAUGAGAUUUAAGGAUAUUACAUAGGUUUUUCCGAACCCCUAUAUUGAAAAAAAUAAGGUUUUUAAAAACUUAUUUUUCGUUUUUCUCAAAAUCAGUUUUUUUGUCAUGCAGUUUACGCGGGCAGGUUUUUCUCCAUAACGAUUUGGCAUGGAAGUGAUAAUUUUUUUUUUAUUAUAUAGGAGACAUGUAGGGCUAGGACUUAACAGGCUCUGAUUUUUAAAUUUCUCUUUUGCUAAAAUAAAAAACUUAAAUAGUUCAUUUCUAUUAGCACCUCGAAUUUGAAUAUUUUUCGAAAAACGUUUUUUAAAAAUCAAAUAAAGGGAAAUUCAAAAAUCGGAUCCUGUUAAGUCCUAGCCCUAAGGGUACUCUACAACUUGGAAAUCGCGCGAACUUGUUAGCUCGUAUCUUUAUUGUGAAAUCCUUGCCCGCGUAAGGGGUAAUGAAUUGACUAGAACUUGUGCAUUUCUUUGAGAUUUGUGGGAGAUAUUUUAACCAUAAGCUAUUCUAGUCAAGACUAACAUUCUCUGAAAUUUUGGUUGAAAUCGGAUGAAAAAUAACAAUGUUAGUUUCUGAGAGGGUGGGAGGGGCCUUAAGUACAGAUUAUAUUCAAGUGAUAUGUCGUGAAGAAAAGAUUUUUUUCGUAUGAAAAUGUGUUUUUCGAUGCCAUGAGAAGCAAUUAUUUUAUGUUAAGCUACUUUCUAUUUCUUUAGUAUUAUAGAUUAACAAUUCAUUAUUAAAACAUAAUGAAUUUCAUCUAUUUGAUUUCGUUAUUGAUUAUAAUGAAUUGUAUUCUUAUGUAUUUGACACAACGACCUCCAACUAAUUAUCGUGAAUAUGAUAGUUAUGGACCACUUUUAGCAAUGAAUGAACAUGUAGCGAUAUUUGCACAAAAUGAUAAAGCACGUUUUCUUCUUGUGAAAAAGCCGUAUAAUAGUUCUUCGAUGUGGAAUUGUACAUUAGAUUAUGUCAGAAUUAAACAUUCUUCAACUUCGAUGACUUAUUUCGUAUAUAGUGUAGCUAUUGGAGCGAAACAAAAUAGUAGCCAUCUUGCAUUCGCUUUUAUGGAUGAGGACUUUUUGCGUCGCGUGUUUUUAACAGUCGUUUUCCUUGAAGACAGUUCCACAGACUGUCUGGUUCAAAAUCGAAGUCUAGCAUUAGAUUUGACAGAAUAUCCAGUGUUCGAAGACUCUGUUGUUGCUAUGGACCCAUAUGGGACACGAGCAUAUUCAAUAGGAAACUUUAAUGGUUCUUGUAUUGACCUAGUAACGAAGGAAACUUGGGUAUUCGAUACAAGACUUGUAUAUGGUGAGUGGAACGGUAACAUAUUUGAGUAUUACCCGAAGGCCAUUACCAUUAGCAAAGAUCAUCAGAUUUUUCUCGUCGGUCAAUUAUAUAUGGGUAUGAUCAAUGAAUUUCAUACCUAUUUAGUCGUUUUGAAUUUUCGCGAAUUAAGAAAUGCCACAAAAUCGUUACAUCUUGAAGUUUCAACAUUCAAUUACGGUGUAGGUGGAACAGAUAUCAAUCGCGUGACAACAAUGUCUAUUGCGCUUGAUGAAUCAUCACGAACUGUACUUGUUGGUAUUCCUCGGAUAGAUACAGUUAUUUUCUUAGCUUA